UUUCCGAACGCGCUCGGCAUCCCUCGGCUGUCUCUUCUCCGGCAUGGAUUCCGCGGGUUCGAGUCCCGCGCCAGACUUUCCCUGCGGGCACUGCCAGGCCGAGCGAGCCCCUUACACUUGCCCGCGGUGCCACCUCCGCUUCUGCUCCGUGCCCUGCUACCGGGACCACGGCUCCUGCGCCCAGGACUUCCAGAGCCGCGAGCUGGAGCUAAGCCUCCGGGGCCUUCGGGGGGACAAGGCUUCCCAGCGCCGCCUGAGAGAGGCCCUCUUGCGGCUGCAGGAGCUACGCGAACCCGGGGAUGAGGGCCUUUCCAUAGGCCUCAACCCCGACGUGGAGCAAGAGGAGGCGCUGUGGGAGCAGCUGAGCCCCGGCCAGAGGAAGCACUUCCAGCGGCUGCUGAGCAGCGGACAGAUCUCGAGACUCCUGCCCGCCUGGGAGCCUUGGUGGGUGGGGGGCAGGAACUGCGAUGGCGCUGCCCUGAUCCAGGAGCUCCAAGGGGACUCCAGGGAUGCUCAGGAGCAGGAGCCCCACCAGCACCCGGAGGCUUCUUUGCAACAGCCACCACUUCCCACCCACCCAGAAGAGGCUUCUACCACCAGCACCCGGAGGCUUCGACAGCAAGCAGUGCCCACCUUGCCAUCCUCCAUCCCUCCGCUGGCCUCCCUGACUCGUACUCCUGCUUCACCUCUGGUCCGCUUCCAGCUGCCCAAUGUUCUCUAUGCCUAUGCCUACGCCCUGGCGCUGUACAACGGAGAAGCAGAUGAGGCAGAGAUGCUCCCUGAGUUUUGUGAGACGGUCCUUGAUGUUUCUGGGGCUCUGGGGGCCAAGCAGGUUUUCCACUCUACAUCCGAGGCCCUACAAGCUGCCCUCCAGGCACUGGCAAUGGGGCAGUACCCCGAAUGCCUGCUGGGCAAUGCCGAGGUGAUGGUGGCCGUGGCCCAGAUUUUAAUGGGGGAGUGCCAGGCCCAGCAAAAGGGGUUCAGCCUAGCUGCCCUCACCCACAUGGCUCAACUGCUGAGCAAAGGGAAGAGGCGGCUGCCUGCCCAGGACCGAGCCAGAAUCUCUGUGGCCCAGAAGAAGUGUGAGUUCUUGCUCUCCUGGGUAAAUGAGAAUGAGGUGGCUCUGAGCCUCCUUGCCUUGGAGGUGCAGCAGGAAUAUCAUGCCCACCUAGACAUGGUCAAGGAGGUGGGGGCUGUCAGCCAGGAACUGGAGCGGAUGUGGGGGGCCAAAGUGCCUCCUCCUAAGAAGCCCCUGAUAGAAGAACUGGACUGAAUUCAGGAACUUUGACAGCUGUCAGAUGCUCACCAGCUGGCCUGGGAGGGAGUUGGGGGGAGAGUCCUGCUGAAACCAGAUUAGACUUUUGAGCAGGAAAUUGAAUAAACACUCUGUAAACUGGAUCACAUAUUGGAUUAGACAAGAUUAUCCCCUUUUCUGUCUCACUUCACGUUGACACCUUGAAACAGAGCAAGGCUUGGGUUUCAAGAGGCACUUGUAGGGGCUGCCGGUGUAAUAAAUUAGUGAACUUU
Molecule: messenger RNA, 1527 nt
Organism: Lacerta agilis (Sand lizard)
Lineage: Eukaryota; Metazoa; Chordata; Lepidosauria; Squamata; Lacertidae
Gene: ZNHIT2
Product: zinc finger HIT-type containing 2
Exons: 1
Coding region: 44-1273 (409 amino acids)
Source: RefSeq, a predicted model, not a curated record